AUGUUAUCACAGUGCAAUUUUCUCUCUCACUCCCCAAUAUCCAAUUAUUCUCUCUGCUCAACCUUCCGUCUCAGAGCCAUGGCUCCCCAAACCACGCCUCUUCAACUCAAUAGCUUUGCCGAGGUCGGUAACAAAGUCGCCGAUGCUGCCGGAGAAGUUAUCCGCAAAUACUUCCGGAAGAAGAACUUCGACGUUGUUCACAAACAUGAUCUUAGUCCAGUAACCAUUGCAGAUCAAUCGGCUGAGGAGGCUAUGGUUUCAAUCAUACUAGACAAUUUCCCUUCUCAUGCAAUUUAUGGAGAGGAAAAGGGGUGGAGGUGUAAAGAAAAUACUGCAGAUUAUGUUUGGGUAUUAGAUCCCAUAGAUGGGACAAAGAGUUUUAUUACGGGGAAACCCGUGUUUGGUACUCUCAUUGCUCUUCUACAAAAUGGAACACCAAUUCUUGGCAUAGUUGAUCAACCUGUGUUAAAAGAAAGGUGGAUCGGGAUAACUGGAAAGAGAACUACACUCAAUGGAGAAGAAAUAUCUACACGCACUUGUGCAGACCUUUCUCAAGCAUACUUGUACACCACAAGCCCACAUCUGUUCAGUGGAGAUGCAGAAGAGGCAUUCAUCCGUGUUAGAAGCAAGGUUAAAAUUCCAUUAUACGGCUGUGACUGCUAUGCAUAUGCUCUUUUGUCUUCCGGUUUUGUGGAUCUUGUUGUUGAGUCUGGUUUGAAGCCAUACGAUUUUCUUGCAUUGGUACCUGUUAUUGAAGGUGCUGGAGGUGUCAUAACCGAUUGGAAAGGAGAUCAACUGUUUUGGGAAGCUUCUCCACUUUCAAUCGCAACAAGUUUUAAUGUUGUGGCUGCGGGGGACAAACAGAUUCAUCAACAAGCUCUAGAUUCAUUGCAGUGGAAGUAUAGCUUGAAUUAA
This is a messenger RNA of Sphenostylis stenocarpa, 915 nucleotides long. The record is from the annotation of a GenBank genome assembly. Lineage: Eukaryota; Viridiplantae; Streptophyta; Magnoliopsida; Fabales; Fabaceae.